AUGAAUCGGAUAUUUGGAACCUCUAAACCACAGGCCCCAAAACCUACUAUUACUGAUGCUAUAACAUCGGCUGAUGCUAGGGUUGAUAGUGCAGAAGUCAAGAUGAGAAAGCUCGAUGCUGAGCUGAUGAAAUACAAGGAGCAGAUGAAGGGGAUGCGAGAUGGUCCAGGAAAGAAUGCAGUUAAACAAAAGGCUAUGCGAGUGCUAAAGCAGCGAAAAUUAUAUGAGGGUCAGAGGGAUCAGAUCAUGCAGCAGACUUUUAACAUGGAGCAAGCUUCAAUGGCUACCGAAAACCUUAAAAGCACAAUGGUUACAUUGGAUGCCAUGCAAUCUGCCAACAAGGAACUUAAAAAACAGUAUAAACAAGUGAAUCUGUCAAAAAUUGAGGUAGUUUACUAUGAAAUGGAGGAUUUGCUUGAGCAAGCCAACGAAAUUCAAGAGACUAUUGGCAGAUCAUAUGGACUACCAGACGAUGUGGAUGAAGCCGAUCUUGAGGCUGAGCUAGACGCUCUAGGCGAUGAUCUCAAUUUGGAAGAUGAGGAAGUACCAUCAUAUCUUCAAGAGCCAGAAUACGUUCCAGAGAUGCCCUCUGCUGCUACUGAAUUGCCCAGUACAUUAGCACCAACUGAACAUCCUCCAGAAUUGGCUAACGCACCCAUGAAACUGGGUGCUUAG
This is a messenger RNA of Batrachochytrium dendrobatidis JAM81, 675 nucleotides long. RefSeq lists its product as uncharacterized. Gene Ontology annotation, cellular component: multivesicular body. Gene Ontology annotation, biological process: late endosome to vacuole transport via multivesicular body sorting pathway; vesicle budding from membrane. Bases 1 to 675 code for a protein of 224 amino acids. The record is from RefSeq and is a predicted model, not a curated record. Lineage: Eukaryota; Fungi; Chytridiomycota; Chytridiomycetes; Rhizophydiales. The transcript has 6 exons.